AUGGCACAUGAUUUCAACUUCAAGGUUCCAAAGUUUAAUGGUACAAAUUAUGCUUAUUGGAAAGAAAAGAUGGAAUAUGACUUCGCAACUAUGCCAGUUGAACUAUGGGAAAGCACUAAGAAAGGCUAUACUACUCCUCAAAAUGUAUUUAACAAAGUUAUAGGUGCAAAGUUAGCUAAAGAAAUAUGGGAAAAUUUGAAGAGUGUAUUUGAAGGUGAUGAAAAGACAAAGCAAGCCAAGAUUACAAAUCUAAAGCACAAGUUUGAGAAUGCGAGAAUAUCUGAUGAUGAAAGUAUUGAAGACUAUAUUCACCGAUUGAAUGAGAUUGUAAAUGCACUUAGUGGUAUUGGUGGGACACUAGAAGAAAGUGAAGUUAUGAUGAAGAUAAUGGAAACUUUCCCCAAAAUAUAUAAAACUAAAAAUUAUGUUAUUAAGGAAAGUCAUGAUAUGUAUAAGUACAAUGAGGAUCAACUCCUUAGUUCAAUCUUUGUCUUUGAGAUUGCUGAAUUGGAUAAAAUCAAAAAGGAAAGGAGAGAAGCAACAUUAAAAGUUACAAAGAAGCCUGGAGAAGAACUUGAAGAAAGUGAAGACAUGGAUGAGAUUGAAGCAAACAUUGUAAGGAGAUUGAAUAGAGGAACUAGAAAUUACAAAGGUAAUUUACCCCUAAAAUGUCUCAAUUAUGGAAGAAUUGCUCAUUAUAAUUUUAGAUGUAUGUAUAAAGAGGAUUUUGGUGGAAUAUCUAUUGAUGAUAACAAAGGAAAGGAGAACUAUAGAGUGAGUGACAUAAAUGAGAGAAGAGAUGACAAAGAUAAGCAAAAGAAGAGUUUUUGUUCAACAAAGACCUACUCAUCUGAAGAAGAAUAUGGUGAUGACUCAAAUGAAGAGUCCUUGUUCCUGGCUAUAGAAGAAAAAAAUAAUGAGUUGUCUAAAAGUUCAGAAGAUGUGAAGAACAAUGAAAAACUAGUGAGUGUGAAGACUGCACUACAUGAAAAAUUGGAACCAAAAGUGUGGAUCAUUGACUCUGGAUGUUCAAAUCAUAUGACUGGUGAUAUAGGUAAAUUUAUUAAUCUUGAGAAGUAUGUUGGUGGAUCAAUUAAUUUUGUAGGAGAGAAAGUUGUACCUAUUUGUAGAAAAGGAAGCAUCUCUAUUAAUGGUAAGCAUAAAACUAAUGAUGUGUAUUAUGUUAAGGGUCUGAGACAUAACUUGUCGAAGGUGAUUCAAAUGUGUAGAAAAGGUUAUAAUGUCAUAUUUCAUGGGAUUGGAUGUGAAAUUAGAAAAUGA
This is a messenger RNA of Cryptomeria japonica (Japanese cedar), 1281 nucleotides long. RefSeq lists its product as uncharacterized. The record is from RefSeq and is a predicted model, not a curated record. Bases 1 to 1281 code for a protein of 426 amino acids. NCBI's taxonomy places the organism in Eukaryota, Viridiplantae, Streptophyta, Pinopsida, Cupressales, Cupressaceae. The transcript has 2 exons.